AUGCAACUUGUCGAAGCGAAUCUAAUCGAUCUCGAUACUGAUAUAAAUGAUUAUCUAUUAUCUACUGAUCCACGAAUAUUCCAUCCACUCUAUCCUUCUCAUGCAAUUACUUUACGUCAAUUACUUUCACAUUCAGCAUCCAUUGAUACAAAUGGUGAAAUGCCAUUCGCUUCAAUAGAACCUGACGAUGCCGCAUUACGAGAGACAUCCUUAGCUGACAGAUGUUUUACAUAUUUAAAUCCCAAUGCAUCAAAUUGGCUACCACAAGUGCCAGGCAGUGUAACACUCUAUUCAAAUAUUGGCGCAUCUCUUGCUGCAUUGAUUGUCGAACGCAUAACGAAAACGCCAUACGAACGUUAUGUCAGAGAAAAAAUUUUAAAUCCGCUUGGUAUCAAAGUUGGUGAAGCAAGUUUUCGGCUUUCAGAUAUUCAUAAUAAAGAAACGUUGGUUGAACAUUAUGCAUUCAAUGCAUCCUACUUGAAAGAAUGGAGGCGACAAUUACCACAAUUAGAUGUUACGCAAAGUAAUAUUGCUAAUUGGCUUCACAUUCCAUUCUUUAGCAUACCAGACUAUGCUUCUGGUCUUAUGCGAAUGUCAGCUGUUUCUUUAUCUUUAUUUCUACGCAUGUUUAUGAGCAAUGGGUCUUCUAUAUUGCAUCCUCAUUCCAUUGUUGAAAUACGAACACCGGUUGACGGUGUUGUUCCUUACCAAAAUCUUCACUCACCCAAUAAUCAAUCGCCACUCCCACCACCAAAAUAUGGUCUCAUUUGGAACUGGCAAACAAUGUCUGAUGGCCGUCGUUUCAUUGGUCACAACGGUGUAAUGCCAGGUGCCACGAACUUAAUGGUGAUCAAUGAGCAGGGUACUAUUGAUGCUAAAAUUUGUUUGGAUGAACGUGAAAUAGUUUGUCCUUCACCAGCAUUACGUUAUAGUGAAGCGGAACGUCGAAAGUUAUGUUCAGAACCAGAGCCAAUGGUAUUUGGUUCGCCUAUUCAAUAUCAUAUACGUAAAAUGGACUAUUUUAAUAGGUACUCUUGA
Messenger RNA from Rotaria sp. Silwood1, 1038 nucleotides. Lineage: Eukaryota; Metazoa; Rotifera; Eurotatoria; Philodinida; Philodinidae. The record is from the annotation of a GenBank genome assembly.